Messenger RNA from Paraglomus brasilianum, 132 nucleotides. NCBI's taxonomy places the organism in Eukaryota, Fungi, Glomeromycota, Glomeromycetes, Paraglomerales, Paraglomeraceae. The record is from the annotation of a GenBank genome assembly.
AUGACUGGAGGGGGCUUGACAGAUGAAGAAAUUGUGGAAGUGGUAUGCCCUCCUGAUGAAGAACCUGAUGAAGAACCUAAUGAGGGAAUAACAAUUCGACCUGCUGUAUCGGUUAAAGAAGCGUUAGGGGAU